ACAAAAAGUGCGCGCUCCGAAUGUUUGCAUUGAUCACCGCUUCUUUUGCAACCGUGACAGUUCGUUUUGCAUUUGAAUCUGUUGAGUAUUUUACCUCUUCAUUUUUUUUUAAUUCAUUGUUCAUGUAUUUGUUACCUUUUUCGCUGACCAUACUAACAAAUACAUCGAAACCGAAACCUGAAUUUAAAGACCGACUGAGAUUUACGGUAUUAUAGCAGCACUUAUUAGUUUUUGACACAUUUUUGUUUUCUUUUAUGAGUAGAACAUUUAAAUCACAACCCCCCAUGUAUUGUUGUUUGUGUCAGUAUUGUAGGUCUUUAUUGCUACAACUCUGGGAGAUAAUACUGAUCAAUAACGCGCGUUACGCAUUUUUCUGCAAUGUUUGCGACCUUCAUGUCCCAUUUAACAAACCAAAGAAAGCAUUCUAUUAGUUACUGGAAUAGGAAUAGACAAAAGAUUACUGUAAGUAAGAUUUGAACGACGUAAUUUGACCUGAUGCAUAAAUCUGUUCCAGGUUCACAUGAGAUUUGCAGAUGAAACUCCUGUCAGGGGCACCAAAAAAAGAGAAAGAAUCUGGGUUGUGUGUCUUCGAGGGCGAAGACAAAUUAAGGAGGGAGGAAUGUCGUAAUUAGGGCUAUACGGACUGUGAAUAUUGGCCUGGGUAGGUCAGUGGUUAGAGCGCCUGACGAGUAAUGCAGGGUUCGAUUCCCGGUUCAGCCACAGAUUUUCUCCUUUCUUCUAUAUUACAUUUGGUGCCGUAGACCAGCCCCUGGGGAUAAAUAUCAUGGGAUGUUAAGACAUUUAAGGAGGGAGGAGUGAAGCGGUCAGCCGGGUUCGCUCUCCGGUGGCCAGAUAGCUCAGUUGGUAGAGCACCUGACUAGAGAUUCAGGGGCCCUUUGCAUUUUCUCCCUUCCUGUUACAAAUCUAUUAAUGCAAGGAUAUAUGGUUUACGAUAAUUAAUUAUUUGCAUCAUAAUGCAGUUGUAUUUGAUAUAAUUGUUUGAUUUAAUAACUAGACUGAAGUUCAAGCCACUAACCAGCAGCGAAUACGCCCAUAGCAGCAAAUAAUGAAAUUCAUCAAAGUACUGAGAGUACGCAAAAUGUUCAAAAUCAGCAAAUAUACGACCAAAAAUGAAUCAUUUUUAGUACUCGGAUUCUUAAUUUUUAUUGUUAAAAACUUAUAGAACAAUUUAACUCGCAUGAACAGUUUGAAUGGAAGACCACUAUUAUGCAUCGUAAAGCAUAAACAUUGAACGUGGAUAGCUUUUUAAUCUUUGAAGAGUCCACGAAAAGAGUAUCAAAGCAACUUUGAACUAUUAUUUCCCUUCCUCACAUUUGGGCUUUAGGGGUGCCACCUGGGGAUGCCCGUGUAUUGGGUCACUUUAUGACCUUUAUGAUUGUUGAAAAUGGUGUGAUCAAAUGAAACUGAACAGAUCAAGAGAUCGAUAAAGAUGUAGAUAUAAUCCCUAAAAGGAUUUGAAUCGACUAUUGAGGACAAUUGGUCUCACCUGCACGUUCCUAAUUUUACUUGUAUGUUAAUAUUGAAGGUAAAUAACAAAUAAUUUUAAAGAGUCAGUAUCGAGGCUAGUUUGGGGUUCUUUUGGACUAACAAUACAGUAUGGGGCUGUAGAGGUAUAAUCUGAGACCUUCCAAUGGUGUAAUAACCCUUCCUAUCUCUAAAUUUAUGUCAUAUAGGUGAUGGAAUUAAACAAACUUUCUGAAAGAUAGAGAAAAAUACAAACUAUCAAAUACUGUGUGUCUGCUAAAUGUUGUGUGAUGCGUCUAGUGUGGUGUCUGUUGUGUCUGUGUGCCUGUCAUCUCUCACUUGCAACACUGCCGCUGGCUAGCAGAAAUGUGACAGGAGGAAGCAAAAUAAGUCAGUCUUCUUUUGCCAGUACAUAGCCUCUCUACAACAAAUCCUAUGCAGUACCUCCCCGUGGUAGCGGACGGGAACUCGGCACCAUUCGGACCCAGGCUGAACUGCAAGGGUGUCGGGUAGAUGGGACUCGGUAGCCUGGGAAGGCAGCUCAUCUAAGAAAAGGAAAACUCUGAUUUAAAACCCAGUUGGUGGAAACUGUAAGUCACUUCUGACAUCCACCUAGGAGAAGGAAAACUUUGAUACAAAACCCGGAAAGAUGUAUUUCGUUAGCUGGGGCAAGCAAUUAUCUAAGGGAUGGAAAACCCCAACAGAAAAACCCGACCCUCCACGUACGAGGUUGGGCAGAAGGCUAAUCACCUACUCCUGUUAAAAGAUUAGAUUACAGAAACGGAAACUAGAGAUAACAGUAAUGCGGAAACAAGGGUCAGACCAAUCCAAAACCCUGGACGUAGGACGGAUGUCAGCCAAACCAUAGCAGGAGCUGACAGCCUAAGUGGAAAGAUUCUUGGACCCAAAACCACCGUCCAGCUUGGUUGCUGGAAUGUAAGAACACUCUACCAAACUGGUAGACUAGCACAAGUUGUAAGAGAAAUGGAGACCUAUAACAUCAAUCUACUAGCAGUUAGUGAAACAAGAUGGACAGGUAGCGGAAUAAGACAACUCGCCUCGAAGCAUCACAUUGCUUUCUCUGGAAGACAAGAUGACUAUCAUGACAGAGGUGUAGCCCUGAUUAUGACCAAUGACAUCAGGAAAACUCUAAUAGAAUGGAAACCAAUUAAUGAAAGAUUUCUGACAGCUAGGUUCUAUUCCACAUAUGCUAAAUUAUCAGUUAUAACAUGCUAUGCACCAACAGAAGUAGCAGAGGAGGAAUACAAAAACAUCUUUUAUGAGAAAUUGCAAGAACUCAUUGAAACAACACCAAGACACGAUAUUUUAGUUGUUCUUGGCAACCUUAAUGCAAAAGUUGGUAAUGAAAACAUUGGAAAGGAGGCAACAAUGGGAAUGCAUGGAAUAGGAGAGACAAACAAUAAUGGAGAGAGACUUGUCGAGCUGUGUGAAGAAAACAGUCUUGUCAUUGGAGGGACUAUAUUCAAGCAUAGAGAUAUACAUAAACAAACAUGAACAUCUCCAGAUGGUCAUACCAACAAUCAUAUCGACCACAUUAUCAUCAAUAGAAGAUGGAGAGGCUCUUUGCAAGAUGUGAGAGUCAAAAGAGGAGCAAACAUUGGCAGUGACCAUUCUCUAGUUAUUGCGAAGAUAAAACUCAAACUCCGAAAAGUAAGAAAGAAAACAGAAAGAAAGUUAAGACUUGAUGUUGAUAAAUUAAAAGAACCAUCUAUCCAAAGAAACUUUCAAAUGGAGCUGAGGAACAAAUUUAGUGUGCUUAACGAUGAACAAGAAAUGAGCAUACAUGACUUUAAUAAAACAGUCUAUGAAGUGGGAGAUAAGAUCUUGGGACCCAAAAGGAAGAAAUCAGAAGAAUGGAUUUCUAAGAACACCUGGAAAGUUAUAGAUGAACGGAAGGAUGUUAAGAAAAGGCUGAUUCAAACAAAGUCAGAAAGAAUUAAAGACCAACUAGAAAACAGAUAUAGAUCUUUAGAUAAGGAGGUAAAGAAAAGCACAAAGAGAGACAAACAAGCUUACAUAGAAAAUUUAGCAGAUGAAGCUGAAAUGGCAGCUGCAAGUCAAGAUCUUGGAAAGCUAUAUAGAAUCACAAAAAUGCUUACUGGAAGGUUUACCAACUGUGAAACAGCAGUAAAGAAUGAACUUGGACAAAUAAUUGCAGGAGAUGAAGAGAAACUGAAAAGAUGGAAAGAUCAUUUUGAGAAUGUGUUAAACAAAGGCAGUCCCGCAGUUGCGGCCAUUAUUCAACCUGCCACAGAAUUUCUAGAUAUUAACAUCGAAUCACCUAUUCAAGAAGUUCAGGCUGCUAUAAAAGCUCUAAAAAAUGGUAAAGCACCAGGGCAAGAUGGAAUUCAAGCUGAGUUAUUAAAAUGUGAAGCAAAUAUCUUACCAUCUACACUUACUUGUAUACUAGAAAAUAUUUGGAUUACAGAAGAAACACCUGAUGAUUGGAAGAUGGGGCUUAUAACCAAACUACCAAAGAAAGGCGACUUAUUUGAUUGUAAUAACUGGAGAGGAAUUAUGCUGCUUUCUGUUACCAGCAAAGUCCUUAGUAGAAAUGUUUUCAAUAGAAUAACCAGGGAAGUAGAUACCUGUUUACGGAAAAAUCAAGCUGGUUUUAGAAAAAGAAAAUCUUGUAGUGACCAGAUAUUUUCUCUAAGGCAGAUAAUUGAGCAAAGCAAUGAGUGAACCAACACACUUUAUGCCAAUUUUAUUGACUUCCAGAAAGCAUCCGAUAGCAUAGAUAGAAAUUCAUUAUGGAAAAUUUUGUCUCAUUAUGGAAUCCCAUCUAAAAUUAUUAGCAUCAUCAAAGUUUUAUAUUCAGAUUUUAGAGCAAAAGUCAUUUGUGGUACUGAACUUUCACCUGAACUAGAAAUUAGAACAGGAGUUAAACAAGGUUGUCUUCUGUCACCGCUUCUCUUCUCCAUGUGUGUGGACUGACUUAUGAAGGAAAUUACAAAAGACACGAACAGGGGCCUAGAAUGGACAUUCACGGAACGUUUGGAAGACCUUGACUUUGCUGACGAUAUUGUCCUUCUUUCUCAGCGCCUAAUUGAUAUACAAGCUAAAACGAACAUACUGGAAGAAACAGGAAAACAACUUGGUCUUUACAUAAAUACUGCUAAAACCAAAGUAAUAAGAAUAAACACGGAAAGAGAAGAUCCUAUUUUGAUUGACAACCAGACAGUGGAGAUGUAAAUGACUUCAUUUAUUUGGGAAGUAAAAUUACAAAAGAUGGAAACUCAGAAAUCGAUGUUGACCACCGUCUAUCCAAAGCCAGAGGAGCCUUUGCAAGUUUAAAGAAAAUCUGGAACGCCUCAAAAAUCAAACUUAACACGAAAAUCAAGAUCUUCAAAAGCAAUGUAAUUUCAGUUCUUUUAUAUGGUUCAGAAUCCUGGAAAGUCACAAAAACCAUCUGCAAUAAACUUGAUGUUUUCCAGAGGAGAUGUUUAAGAAGAAUUCUAAAAGUUUUUUGGCCAAAUAGAAUAUCAAACAGAGAAAUGUACAACAAAACUAAAACAACAGCAGUAUCAGAGGAAAUUAAGAAGAGGAGGUGGCGCUGGCUAGGCCAUAUUUUGAGAAUCGAUCCCACAUCGAUCCCACAUGUUGCUCUAAGAUGGACACCAGCAGGGAAGAGAAAAAGAGGUCGCCCAAAAGAGACAUGGAGGAGAACAGUAGAAAGAGAGAUGAAGGAACAAGGAUGGACUUGGGGACAAAUAAAGACUUGGUCUCAAGACAGAGCAUACUGGAGGUCUCUAGUGGAAGCCUUAUGUGCACACCAGCACGAAGAGGACUAAAAAAAUAAACUGAAUCAAAUACUGUGGAAUCAUCAUUGUUCGUGGGAGAUUGAUGUUCGUGGAUUUCGUGGGUCACUCUUACCCACGAAUUUACGUGUCCUCGAACAUUUUUUAACCAAGUAGAGUUAUUUCUCCUUGUGACAUCGUAUCGCUUACCCACGAAAUCACGUCCCCAUCAACCAGCAAAAUUUUGCUUACCCAUGAACAUUGCCUCCACGAAUUAAAAUGAUUCCACAGUAGGAACCUCAUAAGGGGUCAUUGAGCCUAUGGCAGCAAUCUGGCUUACCUACAAGUUGCUAAUUUUACAUAUCACAUUGUCAAACUGAAGACUGAUAUCUUCUUCAUCUUUUAAGAUUCCACGAAAUGAGUAUAGAGGCAAGGUAGGAGAUCCCUUGGGAUAUCAUUUCCCGCCAUUGGCUUGGGGCUGCAGCGGUGCCACUUAGGAUCUGCCGAGGGUGGGUGACUUUUCAGACCAUAAUGAUUAUUAGGCAUCUGAUCCCAUCUCUGCUAUGUCUAGGGGUCCGUGUUCGCCCAACUCUUUAUUCUGUAUUCUUAAUUGAUCUCUGUUCGUAAUCUUCACCUUUUAUUGAAGGUGAUCAAACGGGGAAAAACUGUCAAGAGAUGGAUAGAAACGUUGAUGAAACCAAUAUAAACAAGAGGAGUUCACAUCAGACUUUGAGCUCAGUUAAAAGGUCCCAAUUUUCCUUUUCAAAGAGUCAGAAUGGAGAUUAAAAUCUCCCUAAUCUUUGAAGAAUCCACGAAACGAAUAUAAAGGGAAGGUAGGAGACCUCAUGGACUAUCAUUUCCCGACCUCAGUUUGAGGCUAUAUGGAUACCACCUUGGAACUCCCAUGGGUGUGGUCACGUCAGAUUUCUAUAAUUAUCAAAUAUUAGAUGAUGGAAUAAAACAAAACUGAUAAAAGAUACAAAACAAUGCAGACUAUCAUAUAGGACCCUUAUACGUUGUGACAUAGCUUAUAAGGUAAUUGAACUCGAGUGAAAGUUUUUAAUUUUACACUUCAGUGUCGAAAUAGACACUGCAUGAAAGUUAUGGUUUCCAUGGUGCGGAAACUAUGCGGAAACUUAAGAAAACAAAUGGUUUACGCAAGGUUUCAGAUUGGAAACUUCAAGUUUGCAAGGGUUUACGGAAUGCGUAGGCCGUCCCCGAUUCCAGGUGGUUUACGCAGCCGAAACUUGCGGAAACCUAAGGUUUCUGCACUGUUUCUGCACUACUGAAACUAGUCGCCACCCUAGGUUUACGCAAGGUUCCGCACUACUGAAACUACUUCACAACCUCCAGAAACUUAUCAACAUCUAAAAUAUGACAUAAUUGAAUCAAGGCUAUGUACACACAGUCACACUUUAAUAUUAGUGAUAUAUAUUGUGUUCCUGAAAUUUACAAAUCAUUCAGCAAUAGUUUAUGCAAACCCAUUCUCUAUUCAUUGAAUAAAAUGUUUAAAAUCUGAGAUAUCACCAACCACAAAUUAAAACAAAACACAAGCAUUUUAUAUACAAUGCUUUUAUUAAAGAUUCAAAGAUUUAUACAUGUAUAAAGAUUAUUGAUUAAUAACAUUAACAAUCUUAAGCUUCGUUGAACAAUAUAGGACAUGCACAACAGUACUAGUGUACACGAGAAAUGAUUCAGAAACAUGUAUGCCUCCAUGGUGCAAAAUUGAAAAGGGUUACAAGCAUGUAUCAUUUCAUCGAUAAAAGUAUACUAUAUAAUCGUUUACGUACUGCGGAAACCAUAUGGGAAACCUCAACGUCAGGUUUCCGCAAGGUUUCCAUAUGGUUUCAGUGUUGCGGAAACUAGCGUUUUCAUCCAGUGAGAGGUAAAUAUCUCCUUGAUAUUUAUCAAAGGUCUCUUUUCAGGUCUCUUUAAUCAUUAGAUUUGGGUGAUCGAAUGAAACAGCACUGAUCAAAAGAUAGAAAACAGUACAGCCUAUCAUAUACAAGGUUAAGGAGCCUAUUUCGAAAAAUGGGCUUAUCUGAAAGUUUCUUAUUGUACAUGUACAUGUUGUAGGGUGAAAGUAGAUAAAGAUAAUAACUUCCAUCUUUGAAGAGUCCACGAUACAAGUACCGGGGGCUUUGAUUUCUAAACCUUAGAUUUGGGAAAUAGGGGUAUCAUCGGGUCCUCCAGAGGAUGGGACACUUUUCGGAUAUCUAUAAUUAUCAUACAUGGAGUGAUCGGAGAAAGUAAAACAGAUAGAAAACAUUUCAGACUAUUACGUUGUAUAUAGCCCCUACCUAACUACCUUCUUGCCUGCCUACCUCUCUACCUACCUACUUCGAUGGAUAGAUAGAUGUGGAACAUCAUGAUGUUGUGACAAUAUACUCGAACGAAGAGAAAAUUAGGCCUGUCUGCACAUUGAUCCUACAAUUUUUUUCUUUGCAAAGAAAAUUCCCGUAACACCCUUUCAUGAUGGCUUCCCAACUCACAUUCUCGAGAAA
Messenger RNA from Ostrea edulis (European flat oyster), 7750 nucleotides. RefSeq lists its product as uncharacterized. The record is from RefSeq and is a predicted model, not a curated record. Lineage: Eukaryota; Metazoa; Mollusca; Bivalvia; Ostreida; Ostreidae. Bases 3235 to 4191 code for a protein of 318 amino acids. The transcript is spliced from 2 exons.